Messenger RNA from Acanthaster planci (crown-of-thorns starfish), 4502 nucleotides. RefSeq lists its product as uncharacterized. Lineage: Eukaryota; Metazoa; Echinodermata; Asteroidea; Valvatida; Acanthasteridae. The record is from RefSeq and is a predicted model, not a curated record.
GCAACCUCUGACCCUCACUUCACGGGUUCCUGCGCUUUUCAAGUCCGUUUUUUGUGAACGAACUGAAAUUUUCCAUUACUGGACGUACUACAUGCGUACAAGAUCAAGACGGUGUAGCUGGUGCUGGCUUCUCGCAACUAUUUCACCCUAUUUGAAGGCGCAACAACCUGUCUCCAUACUCUACACGGGUCGCUUCAGUUCGGAUCCUGAGUGUGCAGGUCUACGUGUACACAAACUCCAUUUGAUGCUAUAGCUAUCUUUUAAAUGGCCGAUGAGCUCAACCGCGUUUUUCUUUGGGGCAUUCCCCGCACAAUGACCAACACUUUGGUGAAGUGCUUGAGUUACGUCGAGGGAAUCCAGAUAGCCGUGCAACUCUACGCGGACGCGCACUUCUUCGGGCCAGACGCCAAGCGGCCGGUCACCACUCCCUUGGACCCCAUGGAGAGUAAACUUAACGUCAUUCUUGACGGAAUUUAUAAGAAGAGCAAGGUCGCAGCUUCGGGGGCAGACCCAUCGUUGCUAUCGUUUAAAUCGGUCCGAGGGGUCUUGGAAGCUCCAUGUCCUGGUAAGAAGGUCCUCUUCUGUAAGGAACAGGCCCAGUAUCUGGAUGGUCGCUAUGACAUGCUGCCUAAAGGAUUUAAGUACAGUUUUAUCAUUCGCCAUCCUCUCAAAUUGUUCCUUUCUUACAAGAAGUAUCUGCAUGGAUUCGUGGGGGACUUCCCCGACAUGCGGACCUUGCCCCCUAUACUGUUCCCUCCCGGAUACGGUUACAAGGAGAUGAACGACUUAGUGGAGUACGUCCGAGAGAACAUCGAGCCCUCGCCGGUCAUCCUGGAUGCCGACGAUCUGCUGCAGGAUCCGGCGGGGAUUUUGUCCACUUACUGCUCCAAGAUGGGUAUUCCGUACUCCAGCAAGCUGCUGUCGUGGGAGCCAGGCCGAGACAUCAUCAAUUCUUGGAUGGGCACCAAAGUCUGCAUGAACGACGAGAUGGAUCAUGCCUACAAGCAUACGUUCGAGAGUGAGGGGUUUGGCAGACCGACACCUGUCCCGGAUCUAGAUAGUCUGCCGGAUGAUGUGAAGGCGUGCGCUCGUUAUAGCAUGAGUUACUACGAAGAUCUCCACCGCCGAAGAAUAAUUGCAUCCGGCUAGAAUGACGUCACUUUGCUGCGUGAAGAAGUGACUCUUAACCCUAACACUCCUCAGUCCUCCAACAGGUGAAGGAUUGAGGAGGGUUAGGGUUAAAGUACAAAAUAGUCAAUCUUACCAAAAAAUCGCUGUCAAAGGCUACCUCGAUUGAACCCACGACGUAGUGUUUUUAAGCAGAGACAGAUUAAUUGGGUCUGAAUGCUUGUGAGCCAAGAUUUUGACGGACAUGUAGGCCUAAAUACGGAAAAAAUACAGCUGGAAAGAAAGAAUAAUUAUAACCAAAAUGCAGAUAAAUUACCUUUGAAAUAUGAUUAUUUAUGUACCACUCAGUGAUAAAAUAUAUCCCCAAUAUAGACAAAAUAAUGAAUUGACAAGUUAGACUCGACACGUAUAACAGAAAGGACAAACAAAAUGUUAAUUUCAAAGACCAGUGAUUCAGCAAAAAAAUCAAGAAUUGCAGAGGGUGUAGUUUAUCACACAUUGGUCUUUACCUUUAUUUUUGAUAGCCAAUAAUAUAUCAAAGGUAAAUACUGUAGAGAAUUCAAAUGAAGUCUGUAGAACUGUGUUGUUUUGUGGGCCAUUAACACCCCAAUUUGGGAAACAUUACCAUGGCAACAAGCAAAUUUAGACCGCGUCAUUGGUCCUUUUUACCCCAAGUGUAUAUCAGGUAAGAAAGUUGCUCAGGUAUCUUGUGGUAAAACCAUUAUUGAUGAUAGCUUUUAUUGCAUCUUAUCUGUAUUUUGAAUGUUGAUUUUAAAUUAAUAAAUGAAAUGAAAUAAAACAGUUCCUCUUACGGGUCAAAAGGUUCCAUAGCGCUUGACACAUUGUAUUUAAUUGAAAGAGAAAUUGUUCUUGUGCUGGCAUAACACACAUAUUUUCUUAGUUCUCCAAACACAACAUCUGAACUCAAAUUAACUAUGGUACAACUACGUUAUUGAGUAACUGCUGCCGUUUAUAUUAAUCUUUUUAGUUUUUAGGUUUAAUGACAGAGGUCGAUCAGAGUGGAGUCACAAGAUGUCCAAAUUCUGAAAUAAAUUACCUCGACCAAUAUUAGAUGCUUAUACGCUCUAAAUGCCAUGGGUUCUCUUUAUAAAAAACGCAGUUUGCAUAAGAAAGCAUGCGUGCCAUCGAUAUCGUCCGUUUGCAUUAAACACCUAGAUAACAGUAUAACCAACCUUUCGCGUUUCACAGAGACCACUUUAAACUACACGAGCUAUCUCAACCAAAAUGAACUUUGGUCGAGAAACCUCAACUAUCACCGAGGCCAGAAUUCGCAGCACCGUCAUUGUCAGAUGAAAAUAAUAUCGUACGAUGCCAACGAAAGAGUGAGUAAAUUGGAAUGUUCAGCCUCACUGAUUGGCUCAGGUCCUGAAUGAUCCCGGACGCGCUUUAUGCCGAACGGGCUCUUUUCAGAUCAAGAUCCGCAUAGAUUGAUUUCCACGGCGGCAAUUCUAGAGUCCUAAUAUCACUAAGAACGGGAGCCUUUGCAGUUAUACAAACACCCACGAUGUUUGUGGAGCUGGAAAUUUUUCAUUUACAAAUUUGUAGUGGGCGCCUUGUGCUUGAGAACCGACGGGGAUGGCAAAAUGCUCACACCCACGUAGGCCUACUGAUCAAUAUGGAGAUUCUGAUAAAAUGUAUUUCACGUUAUAAGAAAUUAUAUGCAUAACUGCUUUACUACGUGAGUAUGACCAUUGCCUCCUGAUGUUAUCAUGCUGUUAAUAACAACGUUAUUAUAAUUUAUAGCUUAUUACCGAAGUAUCAAACUGAUAAUUACCAAUAAUACAUGUACAUAUGAUGUCACACAUCAAGUGCACUUUAUCAUUCAUAUUUCUUUAGUUUGCACUUUAUCGUUCUGCACAGAUACGGCUUUAAUAUAGCACUGAACUAUUCGUAAUGGUUCAGGUCGUAUAUGACCAAGCAUGGAUAGCUUCACUACGGAAGCCAAAAAACUCAGGAGUACACUUGGUUUCAAGAUCAUAGUUCUAUUUAAAAGCUAUUCGAAGAAUGUGAAGGAUUAAACUUUCACUUCUCAGGAAAUUCCAUUACGUUGUAUCGCUAGCAAAGUGUUAAAACUCAGUACUGUGGGUUUAAGCGUAUAAUGGAAUAUCCCAUUAACCCAUUUAUGAAACAAUAUGUCAGUAAAAUAGUUAAAUCUUGAGUACAUGUUUAUAGUCAAAUACAAUAAUCUCAAAUGCAUUAUUUUAAUGCCACAGAUGGAACCAAAGUAUAAUGAGUUAUAAUGCAAUGUAAAUUCUAAUUAAUUAAAAAGCGAUAAUCACCUACGAUUGCGUUUGUUCACAUCUUUUAAUUUCUAAACUUACUAUGGAAAUUUACAAUGGUCUUAGGACUCAGUUCUAAAACCUGUUUUCCAAAUCGACAUAAGAAAUGCAGACAGCAACGCAAUCAAGACGGAAACUGCAACACAGACAUAAUUAUGGAAACAUGUCCAACGGAAGAGUCGCCACAAAUGCAAACCAGCCCCAGACGAAUCGGCAAACUUGAGCCCGCUUCAACUUUGCCGACUGCCUACAUUGAGUCGCUGUGUAGGCCUAUACAAACAUGCACGUUGGCAUGACGGACGUACAACGACGUUCCUCUCCCUUAGUGCCACUCAUUUUGUCAAUUUGCUCCUUAUUAUGAUGCUCCAAUCGUCAACGAACGCGUUAACAAUACAUCAAACUGGAGUAUCAGUUUGGCUUCAAGAGGCAACAUUGCCACCUAAAAAGGCAUUUAUUGCGAAAAUUUUCCGAGUUUCGGACGCCAUUGUUUUGGGGUGGAACGACGUCGCACAGCGUCUCUUCCGGUCGUGUCUGCGUCUUGAGGUUUUGAAGACCGUCUGUGCUACUAACGACCAUAUGGAAACCAGGCUCAACACAGCACACACGUUCGUUGCGUUCUGCCGUCAAAAACGCCUCGGGAGCGAUUUUGACGGAUACGCAACACUUGGCGCAAGUGUUGACGCGAAUACGAACUGGGGCCUUUAGUCUAGCCAUUUUUCAUGCCUUGCGUGCAUUUCGUUUACGUGAACAGAAUGUAUUUGAUACCCUGUUAGUAUGUUUCUUCUUCCGCCGAUUUUAACUUACUCCAUCAUGUAUCACUGCACAGAUGCUACAUUGUCAAAAUCUCAUAUUUUAGAGAACACUAUUUCAUCUAUCACAGGCAGAAAACAAAGUGCUACUACACGACGAAAUUAAGAAGUCUUUUAAAGUCAUUUGAAUUUGAAUGUUCACCCUUUUCUAGCAAAGCUGUGGGUCACACUUACAAUCUAGCUUUUAUGCAAAUUGCUCGCCUGUAGGUUCAAGGAUCAUUCCAACUGCGCCCGAUGGAGUCGAGUCGUCUUUAAAGUAGAUCUU